Hypoxylon trugodes is the source of this 709-nucleotide messenger RNA. RefSeq lists its product as uncharacterized. Bases 265 to 507 code for a protein of 80 amino acids. The transcript has 2 exons. The record is from RefSeq and is a predicted model, not a curated record. NCBI's taxonomy places the organism in Eukaryota, Fungi, Ascomycota, Sordariomycetes, Xylariales, Hypoxylaceae.
CCUAGUUCGUGGCGCUGGCUUCCGGAAUGACGCAUACGUCAUUGCGUACGACUCGAAGCUUGUUCCAGAUUGCCUGCCUAAUCUUUAUAAGAGCACACUUCGGAAAGAGUUCGACCAUUGCGCAUCUCUUCUACCACAAUUUAUAACUCUCCUACAACAACAUCAACAACAACAAAAAAAAAGAGUUCAACUUUCUCUACAUCGCUGAUUUUCAUAUUCAACCCACACACUCUCUUAAGAAUAGUCUGGCUAAAUCUAGUCACAAUGCCGCUUGUCGUACCUGGUAUUAACUCGCAAGAUGAUAAGACCACCGAGUGGGCAAACAAGCUGGUGGGAAAGACUGUAAGCGACAACAGCCACAGCGAAACGAACUUCUGUAAGAAGGAUCUCCCGCAACGAUGUCGUGUUAUUCAGCCCGGAAUGAUGGUAACUAAGGAUUUCGUCCCCGAUCGUCUGAAUGUCCACGUCAAGGAUGACGGUACCGUGAGCCAUGUCCAACAUGGUUAAAUACGAACCGUUAGUGGGGAUGGAGAAUACAUUAUCGCAAUUUCAAGGCCGGAUCAGAUCAGUCGUUCUGGAAAUUGGGAUGUCGUUUCGUUAGCAGGGCGCGAAAUGUGUUACAAGUCUCUAUCAUCUGUCAUCACCUACCUAGGUACCUCAAUAUGAGAUAAUAAUAAUGGAUGUCUAAUCGUGAUAUUUCUCGCAUGAA